AUGGGUUAUGACAGUCCAGCAAGAGGUCGUGGAGGAGGUCGAGGUGGUUUCAACAGUGGAGGUUUCAAACCAAGAGGAGGUUCACCUGGCGGCGGUUUCAGAGGCCGCGGUGGUGGAGGUGGUCGUGGAUUCAACUCACCGGACAAUAGAAGAGGUGGCGGCGGUGAUCGUGGUCGAGGUUUUUCUGGAAAUAGAGGUGGUCCUGUAUCACAGAACUCUCGAGGGCGAGGAAAUUUCACUCCGCGCGGUGGUCGUGGUGGCAGUCCACACGGUGGCCGAGGUGGUUUCACUCCUCGUGGAAACCAAAGGGGUUUCACACCACGAGGUGGUCGAGGUUCGUCAGACUUCCGGGGAUCGGGAAGAGGUGCACGCGGAUCGUUCAGCGAAAAGAGGAGGGUCUUCGAGGAUGAUGAAGAAGAUGACAUCAAUAUUAGUGAGUUGAUCUUGCCUUUUUGCUUGAAUUUCUUCCGUUUUUUUGAAUAG
This is a messenger RNA of Cooperia oncophora, 483 nucleotides long. The record is from the annotation of a GenBank genome assembly. Lineage: Eukaryota; Metazoa; Nematoda; Chromadorea; Rhabditida; Trichostrongylidae.